UUACGCCGGCGCCUGCCUGUCGCUGCCCCGCUAGCUCCCGCAGCAGCCAUGGACUGCUACACGGCCAACUGGAACCCGCUUGGGGACUCUGCCUUCUACCGGAAAUAUGAGCUGUACAGCAUGGACUGGGACCUGAAGGAGGAACUCCGGGACUGCCUGGUGGCUGCUGCGCCCUACGGAGGCCCAAUUGCCCUGCUGAGGCAUCCAUGGCGAAAGGAGAAGGCUGCCAGCGUGCGGCCAGUGCUCGAGAUCUACUCGGCGGCCGGUGUGUCCUUGGCCAGUCUGCUGUGGAAGAGCGGGCCCGUGGUGUCGUUGGGCUGGUCAGCUGAGGAGGAGCUGCUGUGUGUGCAGGAGGAUGGGGCAGUGCUGGUUUUUGGGCUCCACGGUGACUUCCGGAGACACUUCAGCAUGGGCAAUGAAGUACUCCAGAACCGGGUUCUGGAUGCCCGGAUCUUCCACACGGAGUUUGGUUCUGGAGUGGCCAUCCUCACAGGGGCCCACCGUUUCACCCUCAGUGCCAACGUGGGUGACCUAAAGCUCCGCCGGUUGCCGGAGGUGCCAGGCCUGCAGAGCGCCCCCUCGUGCUGGACUGCGCUGUGCCAGGACCGGGCAGCACACAUCCUUCUGGCCGUGGGGCCUGAUCUUUACCUAGUGGACCAGGCCGCCUGCUCCGCUGUGACGCCCCCAGGCCUCACCCCAGGAGUCAGCAGCUUUCUGCAGAUGGCAGUCUCCUUCACCUACCGGCACUUGGCACUCUUCACAGACACGGGCCACAUCUGGAUGGGGACGGCGUCGCUCAAGGAGAAGCUGUGUGAAUUCAACUGCAAUAUCCGGGCCCCUCCGAAGCAGAUGGUCUGGUGUAGCCGUCCUCGCAGCAAGGAGAGGGCUGUCGUGGUGGCCUGGGAGAAGCGGCUGAUGGUGGUGGGUGAUGCGCCCGAGAGCAUCCAGUUUGUGCUGGACGAGGACUCCUACCUGGUGCCUGAGCUCGAUGGUGUCCGCAUCUUCUCACGGAGCACCCACGAGUUCCUGCACGAGGUCCCAGUGGCCAGCGAGGAGAUCUUCAAGAUUGCCUCGAUGGCCCCCGGGGCACUGCUGUUGGAGGGCCAGAAGGAAUAUGAGAAGGAGAGCCAGAAGGCAGACGAGUACUUGCGGGAGAUCCAGGAGCUGGGGCAGCUGACCCAGGCCGUGCAGCAGUGCAUCGAGGCCGCGGGGCACGAGCACCGGCCAGACAUGCAGAAGAGCCUGCUCAGGGCGGCCUCCUUUGGAAAGUGUUUCCUUGACCGGUUUCCACCUGACAGCUUCGUGCGCAUGUGUCAGGAUCUGCGCGUGCUCAAUGCUGUUCGGGACUACCACAUUGGCAUUCCCCUCACCUAUAGCCAGUAUAAGCAGCUCACUAUCCAGGUGCUGCUGGACAGGCUCGUGUUGCGGAGACUCUAUCCCCUAGCCAUCCAGAUAUGCGAGUACCUGCGUCUUCCUGAGGUACAGGGCGUCAGCAGAAUCCUGGCCCACUGGGCUUGCUACAAGGUGCAACAAAAGGAUGUGUCUGACGAGGAUGUUGCUCGGGCCAUUAACCAGAAACUUGGGGACACACCUGGUGUCUCCUACUCGGACAUUGCCGCACGGGCUUAUGGCUGCGGCCGCACGGAGCUGGCUAUUAAGCUGCUGGAGUACGAGCCGCGCUCAGGGGAGCAGGUGCCCCUUCUCCUAAAGAUGAAAAGAAGCAAACUAGCCCUGAGCAAGGCCAUCGAGAGCGGGGAUACGGACCUGGUGUUCACGGUGUUGCUGCACCUGAAGAACGAACUGAACCGAGGCGAUUUCUUCAUGACCCUCCGCAACCAGCCCAUGGCCCUGAGUUUGUACCGACAGUUUUGUAAGCACCAAGAGCUGGAGACGCUGAAGGACCUUUACAAUCAGGAUGACAACCACCAGGAGCUAGGCAGCUUCCACGUCCGAGCCAGCUACGCCGCGGAGGAGCGUAUUGAGGGGCGAGUGGCAGCUCUGCAGACAGCAGCCGACGCCUUCUACAAGGCUAAGAAUGAGUUUGCAGCCAAGGCCACCGAGGACCAGAUGCGGCUCCUGCGGCUUCAGCGGCGCUUAGAAGAUGAGCUGGGGGGCCAGUUCCUGGACCUGUCUCUUCAUGACACGGUCACCACCCUCAUCCUCGGGGGCCACAACAAGCGGGCAGAGCAGCUGGCCCGAGACUUCCGUAUCCCUGACAAGAGGCUCUGGUGGCUAAAGCUGACAGCCCUGGCUGCUCUGGAGGACUGGGAGGAGCUAGAGAAGUUUUCCAAGAGCAAGAAGUCACCCAUUGGAUACCUGCCCUUCGUGGACAUCUGUAUGAAACAGCACAACAAAUACGAGGCCAAGAAGUAUGCUUCCCGCGUGGGGCCCGAGCAGAAAGUGAAGGCUUUACUUCUUGUGGGGGAUGUGGCUCAGGCCGCCGAUGUGGCCAUUGAGCACCGGAACGAGGCUGAACUGAGCCUUGUAUUGUCCCACUGCACGGGAGCCACUGAUGGGGCUACUGCUGACAAGAUCCAACGGGCGAGGGCACAGGCCCUCAAGAAGUGAGAAGCCUACCCUGCGAGAGGAUCCCCGAGCAGGGGCUCCUCCCCUAACCCUGGGGUUGGUCCAACUGUUGUUGCUCCUUCAGCUCCUCCCCCAGAGCCAAGCUGAGGAGCUGGAGUGAGGCAGCAGUGGGGGUGAUUGUAAAUAAAGUUGAAGUGUUUUGA
Echinops telfairi (small Madagascar hedgehog) is the source of this 2729-nucleotide messenger RNA. It is a transcript of the gene VPS16, whose product is annotated as VPS16 core subunit of CORVET and HOPS complexes. Bases 49 to 2568 code for a protein of 839 amino acids. Lineage: Eukaryota; Metazoa; Chordata; Mammalia; Afrosoricida; Tenrecidae. The record is from RefSeq and is a predicted model, not a curated record. Gene Ontology annotation, cellular component: cytoplasm; HOPS complex; lysosomal membrane. Gene Ontology annotation, molecular function: actin binding. The transcript is spliced from 24 exons. Gene Ontology annotation, biological process: endosomal transport; intracellular protein transport; vacuole fusion, non-autophagic.